Messenger RNA from Peniophora sp. CBMAI 1063, 2268 nucleotides. The record is from the annotation of a GenBank genome assembly. Lineage: Eukaryota; Fungi; Basidiomycota; Agaricomycetes; Russulales; Peniophoraceae.
AUGGCUCGUACUCCCAAUACCGAACAACGUCCGCUAUCCGCAAAGGCUCGUGGCAAGGCUCCAAUGCGUGAAGAAGAGGAGGAGGAACAGGAACAGGACGAGCUCGACUAUGAGUUGGACGCACGUUCCGAAUCUGCCGGCAGCCGCGCUGGCUCUGUCAAGGCCUCCAAUGCAAAGGCGCCUCUGUUCACCAUGCCUGAGACACGCUAUCCGGCGAAGUUCUUUUUCUACUUCCGGAGAUCAACGAAAGCUUAUAGACAAAAACUGGAGCAAUUGGUCUUGGACAACGGCGCCAUCUUGCCGUUCAACGGACGUACCAAUAAAGAAGUCUGGGAAAGUGAGAAGCCGGACAUCGACAUAUUUGUCUGCGAUUCCGAGGAGCGAUAUGAACGGGCGAAAGAACGAUUCUGCACCUCGAAUAAGACACGAGUGUACAUGGCGAGACAAAUACUCUCCUGGAUCAAUACACGCACCUUCAAUCUAUCCCUUCCCUUGAUCAAGGGUAUGCCAGGUCGUCCACCAGGUAACACGUACCGGACAAACUUCACUUACGCGGACGAAGAACUCUUAUGCAAAUUCAUCGCCCAGUUUUGUCCCAACCCAGAAGACGGUGGUCGUCAAGGCUUAGUUGUUUAUAAUUCGAUGAUGGCCGCUCAUCCCGACUGGCCCGGCGCCCUCCGUCAUACGGCGGAGGCUUGGAGAUCGCACUACAAGACUCAUAGGCAACGGCUUGAUCCGAUUAUCGCGGAGAGGGUCAAGGCAACCCCUCCUCGUGAAGACCGUUUUGGCAUGGACCCUCGUCAGCGCUCUGGUAUAGUUCCUCGGAAGGGGCCGGUAAUCAUCGACAUUCAACAUGAGGCUGAGGAGAGCGAAGAGGAUGCGGAGGAGGAUGCAGAAGGCGGCCUGUUGGACAUGCGCCACAUCUCGCCGGGCGCUUAUGGCGAUGAUUAUGCUCAAGAGUAUCAGGAGGAAAUCGAACUCGAACCAAUUACCCCGGCAAAGCGGCGUCGCUCCACGGAAGGAGAACAAGGGCACCGUGGUAAACGCCGGCGUCAGGAGACUCAAGUGGAGGCUGCGCCAGCGCAGAAGGCCGGUAGUCGUGCUGUGUCAGUUGCUGGUUCGGAUGCGCAGAACCCAAUCAUGUUGGACGACUUUGGUCCUGAACCCGGCCCUUCUCAACGUCCCAAACCCAAGCCAAAGUCAAAGAAGAAAGUUGUUGUCGAACUUCAACGAUCCCGUAUGCGUUCGCCCAAGCGCCAGCCAUCGCUGCCUGCGGAGGGUCUGGGUGCGUCGCAAGCUACGCUUGUCAACUCCCCCGCAAGACGUCGCGAGGGGCCUUCUCAGCGAAGUGAAGAAGAUCUCGCGAACGAGGAGUUCAGGACCGCACCUGAGCAGCCGGAGGUCUUCGAGCCUCCACCUCCCUUGCCGCGGCGCACGUCUUCCCAAGCCUCGCAACGCGCCGGUCGCCCGUCGGAGGAGGCACCCAGUGUUGAACAAUCCCGUCAUGCUCGCCCACUGUCCUCGCCGCGUGAUGAGAGGGACCUCGGAAGCUCUGACGAAGACGACGCCGAGGUAUCGCAGGAUCUAAUGGAAGUCGGGGAAGGAAAUUACGACUGGCUUCCGGCCGUCAUCAACUCUCCCUACAAGGAUACUCAAGAUGAGGACUACGACGACCUGGCUGUGACUGGUGGAGGUGACGAAUACGCGGAAGAAGAGGAUCAGCUCGACGACGAUGAAGCCGCUGCGGAAACUCAAAGCCGGGUAACACACCGAGACACGCCGCCUGUUCUUCGACGAUCGGAUCAGGCCUCGCGUCGUGGUAUUCCCAGUCCUGACGAUGCGCAAACCAUCAACAAGCUCAAAGGGUCUCAGAGGCGCAGCACUGCUAGUUCGCGAGGCACUCGCGCACCUGUAGUCUCGGCAUCGGACGAUGAGGACUCAGACAUCGAAGCCCGAUUGAAGCUCUUAGAUAAUCAUUCGCGCCGGUCAUCUCCCCGAUACCCAAGGCUGUCCAGUCUAUCAGAUCGUAGAUCUCCUCAGCGUCAGUCAAUCCCAAGGCCGUCUUUCCCCCUGCCAAUGGCGGCCCGAACACCCGUUCGCGGCGCGUCUAGACGCUCAGCACCUCUUCUGCGUAACUAUAGUACCACGUCGGAAGAGGUGUAUCCUCUGGAAGGGACGAUUGCAAGGAAGGUACAGGAGGCGCAGAACGCCCAUGAGAUCUUCCCGUCGCCUGGCACGAGGGCCGCUAGCAUCGUUCGCAGGGAAUAA